UGUGUGUUAUAUAGUUCAAAAUAAGGUUAUUUUUGAAGAAUUAAUAUAAUUCUCAUAAUUGAUUAUGGAUUUUAAUGUAACUAAUUCCAUAAAAACAUCAUCAGAUGGAGUAUGGCAAGGAGAAAAUACUUUACACUAUGCUUUUCCAUUAUUAAUUAUUCAAACAACAUUAGUUGUGUUCCUUAGUCGAUUGCUUGCUCUCCUUCUCAAGCCCCUCCGCCAACCUAAAGUCGUCGCGGAGAUUCUUGCAGGGAUUAUGCUUGGGCCAUCAGCAUUUGGGAGGAACAAAACAUUCACAAAUUGGAUUUUUCCAUCAUGGAGUACUCCAAUUCUUGAAUGUGUAUCAAACAUAGGCCUAUUAUUUUUCUUAUUUCUUGUUGGUCUUGAAUUGGACUUAAACACCAUACAUAAAAGUGGAAAAAAAGCUAUUGGAAUAGCAUUUGCUGGAAUUUCAUUGCCCUUUCUAUUUAGCAUUGGAGUUGCUUUUGUUCUAAGAAAAAUAAUCAAAGGGAUUGAUAGUGUUGGAUAUGGAGAAUUUUUCUUGUUCAUUGGUGUUUCACUUUCAAUCACUGCCUUUCCUGUUCUUGCUCGAAUCCUCGCGGAAUUAAGGUUACUGACUACACAAAUUGGUGAAAUGGCUAUGGCAGCAGCUGCAUUCAAUGAUGUUGCUGCAUGGAUUUUACUUGCUCUUGCCAUUGCUCUAGCAGGAGGAGGAGGAGUUCAUCAUAGUCCUUUAAUUUCACUAUGGGUUUUUCUAAGUGGAAUUGGAUUUGUGGUUUUUAUGUUCCUAAUUAUUAGGCCAAUUAUGAUUUUGGUGGCAAAAAAAUCAUCAAAUGGGAACAACAAUAUUGUUGAAGAAACUUACAUAUGUUUAACCCUAGUUGGAGUUAUGUUGUUUGGUUUUAUGACUGAUUUUAUUGGUAUACAUGCAAUAUUUGGAGGAUUUAUAUUUGGAUUAAUUAUUCCAAAAAAUGGGGAUUUUUCAGAAAAAUUGAUUUUGAGAAUUGAAGAUUUUGUGUCUGGAUUAUUAUUACCACUUUAUUUUGCAUCAAGUGGUAUUAAGACAAAUAUUUCACAAAUUCAUAGUGUUAGGGCUUGGGGACUUGUGGUUCUUGUUGUGUCCACAACUUGUGUAGGCAAAGUUUUGGGGACUUUUGUUGUGGGAAUAAUGUUGUGUUCAAUGCCAAUGAGAGAAGCUUUAGCACUUGGAUUUUUGAUGAAUACAAAAGGGUUGGUGGAGCUAAUUGUUCUAAAUAUUGGCAAGGAGAAAAAGGUUUUGGACGAUGAGACGUUUGCAAUAUUGGUGAUCAUGGCACUUUUUACAACCUUUAUCACAACUCCUAUAGUAAUGGCUAUUCAUAAACCAUCAUCAACACAAGAUCCUCAACUCGAAAAACCACAAAAAAAGAUAAAAAAACAAAACAAUCUUCGAAUCCUAGCGUGCUUACGUGGCCCGAGGGAUGCACGUGCACUCAUUAACCUCAUCGAGUCACUAAGGUCUGACAAAAAUAACAAUAACUACGCCUCAGUCACAAAACUCUACGUGAUGAGACUCGUGGAAUUCACCGACCGACUCUCAUCCAUAUCAAUGGUCCAACGUGCCCGAAAGAACGGUUUUCCGUUCAUCGGCCGAGUGCUUUUUCGAGAUGACGCGACCGAUCAAGUGGGUGCGGCGUUCGAGGCGUAUAGCACACUAGGAAAGGUCAUGGUCCGACCCACAAUGGCUAUCUCGGGUUUAUCGGAUUUGCAUGAGGAUAUUAUUCAUGUUGCGGAGAAAAAACGAGUCGAAUUGAUUAUUUUGUCGUUUGAUAAAUAUUGGCAAAUGGAAGGAAAUGAAGAAAUGGAGAUUCAUGCAGGGCACGGAUGGAGAAUGGCGAAUGAGAGAGUGAUGAGUCAAGCGCGGUGCUCGGUGGCGGUGGUGGUUGAUCGUGGAUUACAAUUGGUUAAUAAUGGGAUGAGAAUUUGCAUUGUGUUUUUUGGUGGAGCUGAUUGUAGUAAAGCUUUGGAAAUUGGUAGUAGAAUGGUUGAACAUCCUGCUAUUAGGGUUACAUUAGUAAGAUUCAUUCAUCAUGGAAGUACUAAUUUUGAUGAAGUUGAAAGGACUUUGGAUGAUUCUACUAUUGCAGAAUUCAAGAUGAAGUGGGGUAAACAAAUUGUAUAUAGUGAGAAAGAAGCAAAUAAUUUGAUGAAUGAAGUGUUGGAAAUUGGAAAAAGUGGAGAAUUUGAACUUAUGAUAAUAGGGAAUAAUAAAAGUAAGUUUCCACAAGGCAUAAUGGCAAAACUAUUUGAUGAGCAACAAUUGAAUAUUUCAGAAUUUGGGCCAUUGGCUAAUUUAUUGGCUUCAUCAGACAAAGGGAUAAAAAGUUCUGUUCUAGUGAUUCAACAACAACAACAAGAAGCUAAGUUUGGGAACUCAAAAGUGGCUAGUUGCUUUAUUGACAAGGAUAUUGUGUGA
This is a messenger RNA of Solanum verrucosum, 2455 nucleotides long. Its product is annotated as cation/H(+) antiporter 20. The transcript is spliced from 6 exons. Bases 65 to 2455 code for a protein of 796 amino acids. The record is from RefSeq and is a predicted model, not a curated record. Gene Ontology annotation, cellular component: endomembrane system; membrane. Gene Ontology annotation, molecular function: antiporter activity. Lineage: Eukaryota; Viridiplantae; Streptophyta; Magnoliopsida; Solanales; Solanaceae. Gene Ontology annotation, biological process: proton transmembrane transport; regulation of pH.